AACAUAUAAAAGGCUUAUUGUUUAGUUUUUAUUCCAUUCUCAAGUUCUAACUCGAGCAAUAAACAACUUAAAAUGAUCUCCAAAGCCGUAGUCUUCAUCUGCGCUCAAGCUCUCAUGAUGCAGUCCAUCACCGGACAGUGCAUCGGCGCGGGUUGGGGCGCCGCGCCUUACGCCGGCACUUGGGCAGGCGCUCCCUUCGGCGCUGCCGGUCUCUGUGGCGCUGAACUGAUCGCCACUCCCGCUUUCUCCGGCGGCGCUCUCCCAGUGGCCAGCGCCUCCGCUAUCCCCCCGAACGGAGUUUCCGUGCUGUCUGAGAACACUUAUUGCGGAGACCUCGCCGUCCGCGGCGCUCUGCCGUUCUUGGGAACUGUUGGUCUCGAGGGCGCCCUGCCCACUGCUGGUGCCGGUGCGGUCGCGUACGGUUGCGGCAACGGAGAGGUCGCUAUGUUGAGCGAGGACAUUGGUGCUGCUGGUAUUGCCGGUGCCGCUAUCGGACCCUUUGGCUACGGUAACGGCUACGGCUACGGCUACGGCUACAACGGUCUGGCUGGAGCCACCAUCGGCCGCGCUGGCUGCGGGUGCGGACGUGCUGGUUUAUAUUAAGAAGCCGCAUUCAUGAUUUUCUGAACAACAAAUAAACAUUAUCUAAGCAAUUA
Messenger RNA from Pararge aegeria (speckled wood butterfly), 656 nucleotides. Its product is annotated as chorion class B protein PC10-like. Gene Ontology annotation, molecular function: structural constituent of egg chorion. Gene Ontology annotation, biological process: multicellular organism development; chorion-containing eggshell formation. The coding region runs from base 73 to 603 and encodes 176 amino acids. The transcript has 2 exons. NCBI's taxonomy places the organism in Eukaryota, Metazoa, Arthropoda, Insecta, Lepidoptera, Nymphalidae. Gene Ontology annotation, cellular component: egg chorion. The record is from RefSeq and is a predicted model, not a curated record.